GCCAAUCAGAGACUGGCCAAGACAAGAUCUCAAUGGCUUCUCUCCCUGCCCAAUCGCUUCUCUUCAUAAAAUUAGCGAUUGCGUUCUUCCUAACGUCUUCGUAUCAGACCGUUGAGGUCAAUGGCAGAGAAAGCGGAGCACAGAGGGAGUUCGAUUACUUCAACUUGGCGUUGCAGUGGCCUGGUACUUACUGUCAACGCACCCGCCAUUGUUGCUCCCAAAAUGCUUGUUGCAGAGGCUCAAAUGCGCCAGCUGAAUUUACAAUCCAUGGACUUUGGCCUGAUUACAAUGAUGGAACUUGGCCUGCCUGUUGCACUCGAUCUAAUUUUGAUGAAAAGGAGAUUGCAACAUUGCUGGAUCCUCUGGAGAAAUAUUGGCCGUCUUUAAGUUGUGGUUCAUCAUCAACUUGCCAUGGUGGAAAAGGUUCAUUUUGGGGACAUGAGUGGGAGAAGCACGGGACUUGUUCUUCUCCAGUUGUUCGGGACGAAUACAGCUACUUCCUUACAACUCUCAAUGUCUACUUUAAAUAUAAUGUCACAAAAGUCCUGAGUGAAGCAGGAUAUGUUCCUUCUAAUACUGAAAAAUAUCCUCUUGGAGGCAUAGUGACUGCUAUCCAGAAUGCUUUUCAUACUACUCCAUCAAUUGUCUGCUCAAGUGGUGCUGUGGAGGAAUUGCAUUUGUGCUUUUAUAAGGAUUUCAAGCCUCGGGACUGUGCAACUAGGUUGAGCAUUCAUGCUGAUAUGGAUUUCUCUAGAAGCUCCUGUCCCAAGUAUGUCAGCUUGCCAGCAUAUGUGUCAUUGGGAGGUGAGAAUGCCACAAACUUUGAUCUCGCGGAUGCCUGAUGGAGAUGCCCCAUAAACUUUGAUCCUAUGGAUGCCUGAUGAAGAGGCUUUCGGAUGUUUAACUCGUGUAGUUUACCUGUAUUAUGCAAUCGAUACACAAAAGUUACUCAAUUUAUAUGUUAUGACUGGAAUAUAUUGCAAAUCUUUUCCGGAGAAAAAAUGAUUUAUGUGCAUAUAA
Tripterygium wilfordii is the source of this 1020-nucleotide messenger RNA. RefSeq names its product ribonuclease 2-like. The transcript has 9 exons. Gene Ontology annotation, cellular component: extracellular region. Gene Ontology annotation, molecular function: ribonuclease T2 activity; RNA binding. NCBI's taxonomy places the organism in Eukaryota, Viridiplantae, Streptophyta, Magnoliopsida, Celastrales, Celastraceae. The coding region runs from base 33 to 842 and encodes 269 amino acids. The record is from RefSeq and is a predicted model, not a curated record. Gene Ontology annotation, biological process: RNA catabolic process.